AUGUCUCACCCCAACUUCCCAUCCCACUCCCAUCUCCCCCAACCCCACCCAGCCAACAUGUCUCACCACCAACAUCCUUCCCCCAACCACCAACCCAGCCAACACUCCACCAACAACAUUCCAUUCCCCACACCCCCACAGCCAACAUGUCUCCACCACCAAUCAUCCCCAUUCCCCCAACCCCCCAGCCAACAUGUCUCCACCACCAACAUCCCAUUCCCCCACCCCACCCAGCAACAUCUCUCCCACCAAUCCAUUCCCCCAACCCACCCAGCCAACAUAGUCUCCACCACCAACAUCCUCACCUCAACCCCACCCAGCAACACUGUCUCCACCACAACAUCCUUCCCCAACCCACCCAGCCAACAUGCUCCACCCCAACAUCCCAUCCCAUUCCCAACCCCACCCAGCCAAAUCCCCACCACCAACAGUCUCCACCCCUCAACAUCCCAUCCCAUCCCUCCCCAUCCCACCCCACCAGCCAAAUCUACACCCCCAAAUCCCAUCCAAUCCCAUUCUCCCCCCAACCCCACCAGCCAACAUGCCUACACCCCCACACCCCCAUCCCACAUCCCCAACCACCACCCAGCCAACAUGUCUACCCCACCACCAACAUUCUCCACCAUCCACUCCCCAACCAAACAUCCACCAGCCGAUUCACACCCCAACACCCCACCCAUCCAUAUCCCCCCCACCCAGCCAACAUGCCUCACCACCCAGCCAACAUCCUCCACCCCACCACUUCCAGCCAAGCCUCCCCACACCCACCAGCAAAUGCCUCACCUCACCCCAACCAGCCCAACUAUCCCCACACCACCACCAGCCAACAUGUCUCCACCCCAGCCACCACUCCAUCUCCACCACCCCACCAGCAACAUGCCUCCACCACCACCCACACACAUCCUCAACCCCCACCCAACCAAAUCAAAGCACAAUUGUCUCUAUUAA
Molecule: messenger RNA, 948 nt
Organism: Salvelinus sp. IW2-2015
Lineage: Eukaryota; Metazoa; Chordata; Actinopteri; Salmoniformes; Salmonidae
Source: RefSeq, a predicted model, not a curated record